Molecule: messenger RNA, 6234 nt
Organism: Acipenser ruthenus (sterlet)
Lineage: Eukaryota; Metazoa; Chordata; Actinopteri; Acipenseriformes; Acipenseridae
Product: zinc finger protein OZF-like
Exons: 3
Coding region: 254-1486 (410 amino acids)
Source: RefSeq, a predicted model, not a curated record
GUCUGUCGGCCGUCAGAACAGGAAGUUGCAUUGUCUGAGCUUCUUGGAGAAAAAUACAAGAGAAAACAGAAGGAAUAGAAGAUAAAGAAAGAAAAAAGAAAGAAAGCAAGAGAAAGAGAGCGAAGGCAUCCUGGAAAAUCAAACAACCACAUCUGCCACAUACUGUAGUGGUGAAAACACAACUUGAGACCUAAUAGCACAGAAAAGAGACGCACCAAGUCUGCCUUAUCUGAAUAAAGGCCAAGGAACAAAGAUGGAGUCUGUUUACAUUAAACAGGAGGAGGUUAUGGAAUUGCUACCUAUCUGCAUUAAACAGGAGAUGCCUGAACUGGAUUCUUUCCACAUUCAAGAAGAGACUGAACUGGAGUCUGUCCACAUUAAAGAAGAGGAGACUGAACUGGAUCCUGUCCACAUUAAAGAGGAGGAGACUGAACUGCAGCCUGACCACGUUCAAGAAGAGACUGAACUGCAGCCUGUCCACAUUCAAGAAUAUAAUGACUUGUUGUUUAAGUUUUCAGGAAACGCAUCCCGGCCAAAGACAUUACAUCAGUGUACUGAAUGUGGUAAGAACUUCGGUCAGCUAGGAACCCUAAAAAGACACCAGCGAGUUCACACUGGAGAAAAGCCCUAUCAGUGUAUUGAAUGUGGAAAGAGCUUUGGUCGGCAAGGAAGCCUAAAAACACAUCAGCAAAUUCAUACUGGAGAGAAGCCACAUCACUGUAAUGAAUGUGGGGAGAGGUUCAGUCAGUUAGAAAACCUAAAAAGACACCAGCGAGUUCACACUGGAGAGAAGCCCUAUCACUGUACUGAAUGCGGAAAGUGCUUCACCGAGUUAGGAAACCUAAAAAGACACCUGCGAGUUCACACUGGAGAGAAGCCGUAUCACUGUUUUGAAUGUGGGGAGAGCUUCAUUGAGUCAGGAAGCCUAAAAAGACACCAGCGAAUUCAUACUGGAGAGAAGCCGUAUCACUGUUCAGAAUGUGGGGAGAGCUUCAGUCAGUCAGAAAACCUAAAAACGCACCAGCGAAUUCACACUGGAGAGAAGCCGUAUCACUGUUCUGAAUGUGGAGAGAGCUUCAGUCAGUUAGGAAGCCUAAAAAGACAUCAGCAAAUUCACACUGGAGAGAAGCCGUAUCACUGUUUUGAAUGUGGGGAGAGCUUCAGUCAGUUAGCACACCUAAAAAGACACCAACGAAUUCACACUGGAGAGAAGCCAUAUCAGUGUACUGAAUGUGGGGAGCGCUUCAUUGAAUCAGGAAACCUAAGAAGACACCAGCGAAUUCAUACUGGAGAGAAGCCAUAUUGCUGUAUUGAAUGUGGGGAGAGCUUUAGUCGGUCAGCAAACCUAAAAAAACACCGACAAAUUCACACUGGAUCCAGCCUCCCUCCCUCCCAGUCCCUCACCUCUCCACCCUGCUUGUUUGAGAUAUCUGAUUCCUUGUGUCACUCUCACCCUGCAGUAAAUGAAGGGGGUCCCCAGGAGUGAGAGCCAGCCUGAAUCCAGAGACACUGAGAAGGGGAGCGAGUCAAACUGAAGGAGACAGACCCAUUCUUUCAGAAUGAACAGGAGAGCCCUGGGAUUCAUCUCCACUCCUGCCCUUGACUUGGAAAUUAACCUAUCAUCAUGCUUUGAUGAUCUACAUAGAACAUAGUUAGUCUUUCUACUUAGAAGGGACACAUUGGAAGUAUAUGCAGACCUGCUAAUCUCUACACAGUUUGCGUAUCCGCUACGCAUUUUGAGUUGGUAAUACGCGGAUACGCUUUUAUCAGAGAGAUGAUACACAAUACGUAAUCCAUAUUUUGCUCAUCGUCUAUGAUGUUGCCUGUAGUUAGAGAAAGUGUUGCAUCUAACGUCAGGGCCAGCCUUAGGGCAAGGCAAGCAAGAUAGAUUAACCAAUCAGCUUUUGAGUUUAGUUACGUUAUAGAAUAUCCAAUCAGCUUCAGAGUUUAGUUGACGAUCCAACCUCAGUUUAAAAAAAAUAUAUAUAUAUUUUAAAAAAGAGAAAAUUAUCGUGUGUUGACUGACAGAAGGGCCUGCCACCCAGUUUCUUUGUAUAAUCACUAACAUUCUACUGUAGCCUAUCAGGCUUUGUUGAGCUGACUCGCUUGUGUUUCAACUGCCAGUUUCGGACACACUGGAGGGAGUGUGAAGUACUGUGACUUGUAAGGAAAAUAUUUAUUUCAAACGGGCUACGAUACCUUUUGUUUUUUAAUUAAUGCAUUAGUUAUGCAUUCAUUUUUGUCUGGGGAAAAAACCCACUUGCUUUUUUUUUUUUUUUUUUAAAUGUGCUCGGUUUAGAUAACAGCAUCACAUGAAAAGAAAUUACAGCUGAAUGAGGAUUUUAAGAGAAUGGCGAGGGAGUAAGUACAAACAUUUAUUAUAAUAAUAUAGUACAAUAUUUAAGUUUUAAUAUUCUGUUUUUGGCUCGUUGUCCCGUUUUUCACAAACGCCUGUUACCAUAUAGGGAUGUCAGUAAAAAUCAAUUUUAUAAAAAUGAGCACAGCAUUAACAUUGUUAAUGUGGUUAAGGUACGUAAGGCUUCUGUUUACUUUGCAAGUAGUGUACAAUUACAUUGUAAAUAAAUGCCGUUUCAUUGUGCUUUAAACAAGUCAUAAACGGCUGGUUUGUGAUUUUAUAUUGAAGUUCAGUAAGAUCAUUAAUGUAGCAUUAUGGAUUUUGUUAACGGUAAAAUAUUUUUUUUAUGUAAGGACUGAGAAUCACCGACCCGCAUAAGUGUAAUCCUGUUUAACUGUAUAGCUAAAUAUUUAUGAAAAAAAACGGCCAUACAAGUAAGCAUGUUAAAGUGGGACUUAAUACGACUGCUACUACUAAUAAUAACUUAAUAUCAGAACUACCAAUAUAUGCUCACUGAUAUUAACUUUUCAUGAAGCACUCACUACAAACGAAUGCGUCCAGUCUUUCUCAUUUUUUUUAAUUCUCUUUUAAUCGCUGAAAUCCAUUACCCGCCUGUCUGGAUCAGCAGGAAUCCUGUAGAAGGAAACUUUAUAUUUCUGUCCAGAACAAAAGAAUCGGGCAUUACUGUAAUGUUACCGCGCUAGGCGUUUUGGUCAUCUUCCACAGUAAUGCUGACUGUGAAAGAGUGUUCAGCUUGGUGACCAAAAACAAAACCCAACACAGAGCCAUCCUGAGCACAGACAUGCUAAGUUCACUGGUAACGCACAAAGUCAUGAUGUCAGUGAAGCAGCAAGUGUGUCACACACAAACCUUUAGUGACACCUUGCUCAGGAAAGCCAAGUCAGCCACCUAUGAAGCUAAAUAUUCAAUAUCUGAAAGUGCAGUUUGACCUGUUGGAUUCCUUUCUGUUCCAAACAACUCACUUAGUGGACAGCUAUUACAUUUGGUGUUGAUUCAGUGACUAUUGAUUCAGUGACUAUUUACUAUUUAAGUUUUUUUUCCUUUUUUGAAAGUGCUUUGUUUCUCUGUUUUUAGAAGCUUAUACAUUUCAAUUUAUGUUUUGACAGUAAAUAAAAUACAAACAUACUACAAAAAUGGCUAUUUUCUGUACUUGAAAUAAUUUUCAGUUGAUUUAAAUUAAAACGGUUUCAUCUAUACCAAGGUAAACAAUUUAAAUUUAAACUGAAACAAUCAUAGCUAAUUUCUUUUUUUUACUGAAAAAAUCAUACUCAAAACUCAGAGUGUAGCAUUUAGCUGUUUUAUACCCUAAAACAAUUCUGGCUGAACAUUGAUAUGUGUGAUACGAACCCAACACAUUAAACAAAGCUGCCAGUAGCAUACAUGAUGGUUUUAAAAUGUAAUUUGAGCUAUAAAAGGCAUUACUGUACCAAUAUCAGUGAGAACAGCAUAAGAUACAGAAGCGAAUUGUUUAAAAGAAACUAAAACUAAGAAUAUCUUCAUGGGUGUGGCAGCAGUGUGUGUUUCAUAGAACUAGAAUGGCCUUGAAGUCAGUGCAAACACAAGCUGAAACAACCUUGUGUUUUUUUUUUUAUUUUGUUUUAUUUCAAGUGUUGCAAACUUUGCACCUGAGCAGAUGCUGUUUUGGUUUUUGAAUGAAUGAAUGUGCUUUGCUGUUCAAAUACUGAUUAAACUCCAAGCUUGUAUAGUGGAGCGCUGCUUCAGUGUAAUGGUAUUUAAAUACAAUUUAUAUCUUUUUUUUUUUUUUAAUGGGUAAAUUGCUGUUUGUCCAAUUUAUUAUGACAGACCCACAAUAGUGAGCUUUAUAAAUAUACUGUAAAACAUGAAAGGUGUGCAAAGCAAACCAUUUUCAAUAAUGUUGCAUUCAUUACAAAUCUGCAAAACGUACAUGCUGCAACAUUACAUUAUUACCACAUCGUGGUUUAUACAGCUUUUGAAUAUAUAAACAAUCUGCUUGCUUGUGUUUUUUAUUAGUAUGCUAACAUUAGCGUGACAACAGUACAUCCUAAGGCAAACUUAGCUAUUUAGAAAGGAUUUCAUUGAAUUUGAGUGCAAGUUCCUGUACAUUUUUCAGUAUCUCUAUAUAUAAGGGCAUGCUAUAAUGUUUCCAUCACUCCUGUAUGUAGAAGUGUUGUCAUUUUUUAACUGUCCAAUGAUUCCUGAGAGAAAUAUCUGCAGUGGAACUGAACAAACCCAAGAGAGACAUUGAACAAUACAAGCUUGCCAGAGAUGCUGCUGCAGGUUUGAUAAUAUUGGCUUCAUGAAAUGAGAAAUCGAGUUCCCUCUGUGUCAUGGAAUUCCUCUGCUGGUGUAUCAUGAUGUAUGCCCUGGAGUGUGGGCUCAAUCUUCUCUCCUGCCUGCUUGUUCUCAGUGUGUGAGUUCAGCUACACUUCCAGUGUCCUGAGCUGGGCUUUGAAUCCACUGGGGACGCAGCUGGACUCGGAUUUUGUUUUAGAUCAAAUACAAGAUGAGAAACCUUAUGCACAACUGUUUUAUUGGUUUUUUUCCUAUGAAUGUAUUAAGACUUAGAAUCUCUUUGUGAUAUAAUUUUUUUGUUACAUGAACAUAAUUUAGAUAUUUUAUUUAACAUCAUGUAACACAAAUUAUAUCACAAAAGUCUACUGGAAGCUAUAAUAGUUGGAGAGUAUUUCAUGUUAGAUAUGGAAAUGUCACAUUUCUCAAUUUUUGUCAGCAUAUGGAAAACUGGUAUGUGUCGAGAAUUAGGAUUGGACUGUGGUAUUAAGUUUUUCUUUAUCAUACAUAUUGGAAGUUUAGGCUGAUAUUCUUGGGAGGGAUUAUUGAAUGAUUGCUUUCCCUUUAGGAUUAUUGAAUAAUUGCCCAUUAGAUCACUUCCUAUAUAAAUCUCUGGUAAACUCACCUGGUAUUACCGUUGCUUCCCCAUGUGUCAACAGGCUUUUGUAUAGUUGAUGUUAUGAGUUAUUUUAAAUGUUCUGAGGGUGUGGGUGUAACAGGAGCAGAGGGGCUGGAGAGCAAGAAGAUGCAGAAGACCAGGGGUUUUGGGCUGAAAUGUCUGUUUGGCACAGUUUUAUUGAACAGUGGUCAUUACUAGAGUUUGGUCAGUAACACCCUGGGCAGCGGUCAUUACCUGAGUUUCACCACGUAAACAUUAACUGUCAGAUAUCAGCCACUCUCCAAUAUCUAUUCGGCCAAACAGAAUAGUGCUAGUACGCCCGGAGUGGGGGCCACCAGAGGUCAAAGCCAAGUCUACUGAGGCACCGGACACUCUUUCUCAAGGCAGGGUGGAAGUUUCCCAAGUAGUGCAUCGAUGUUCAGAUACAGUUACAUUAAAUACUAAUUCAACAACUAACUUUAAGAUGACACCCUAACGCAUAUCCAAACUGAUUAGCAGAGUGUCAAUGGCAUUAUCAGUUCCUCAGCAUUUGCUAAGCACCAAUAACCAUGUUUCCCUCCUCUGAACCAUUUUUGUUGCAUAAACAAGACAAGUUAUUUGCUAAAAUGAUGCUACCAAAGUGCAAAAAUGUACCGAUAACAAUGUUCAAGUUCUACUUGUGAAAGUAGUGCAAUCUCAUACAUGUAGAGAGUCCAUUCUAUACAUGAACCCUUUCAUACCUCCCUUAUGUAGUCCAGUGGUGUACACAGUCACAGUAAUAUUUUAUUACAUAUGUAAUACUAGAUGUUAUUGUAAGAUUCAGCAGGUUUCAUUCGACUGUGAAGCAAAAGCUGUAUUGGAAAAAGAGUACAUAUACAUUGAAUGUUUAAAGAUUUAGAUAUUUUAUAUUAAUUGCAUUCUACAAGGAAGUGUGAAGUGUACACAUUUCACUGUUCAGAAGCCACUAAUAAACUUUGCAUUGAUUUCA